ACGCUGCUGUCUGGUUCUUCUGCAGACCGAUCAUGCUGGAGUGCGGGAUGUCGGAUCGGGACCGGCAGGCUCUGAAGAGACGUUCAGCGGAUCUCUGCAAGCAGCUGGUGGUGGACGAGCUGCUGGUCCAGUCGCUGCAGGCCGACAGCAUCCUGACGGAGAGCAUGGCAGAGAGCAUCCUGGCAGAACAAACGUCUCAGAAACGCAGCUGGCGUUUGCUUCUUCUUCUACCGAAGCGAGGACCUCGAGCCUUCAGCAGCUUCAUCUCGGCUUUAAAAGAAACCGAACAGCAGCACCUGAGUGACCUCCUGACAGAAUCACCAGAGAGAGACGCCGAUAAUCUUCAUCCUGAGGAAGAACCGGAGGGAAAGUCGGGACAACUGAUCAUGGAGAGGACAGAGAAGAAGAGAGAGAGGGUUGGGGGUUCUUCUCUUCCACUUCCAACUCAGGAGGAAGUUUCAGUGAAGUGACAGAGGACUCAUGCAGAGUCCAUGGAGUUCAGUCUGGAUGCCGACAGUCCCAUCAACACUCCCGUUCUCCCCUGCACUCCUGACUUUUACCUCUCUCGCUGCCAGCAGUCCUACAGAAUGAACUCGUCUCCUCGUGGCUUCGCUCUGGUCAUCAGUAACGUGACCUUCGACUCUCACGCUGCCUCUGACCUGGACCCCAGGAAGGGAGGUGAGGUGGACGACGAGGUCCUCAGGAAGCUCUUCACAGAGCUGGACUACCGGGUGACUGUCCACAGAGACCUCACUGCUCAGGGCAUGAGGAACUCCAUUGAGGAAUUCUGCAGAUGUCUGGGGCACCAAACGGUGGACAGCUGUGUGGUGUGUUUGCUUUCUCACGGAGUAGACGGAGCCGUUUAUGGGACAGACGGACAGCUGCUGCAGCUGGACUGGGUGUUUAAGUCCUUCGACAACGCUCACUGUCUGCUGCUGCAGAACAAACCAAAGAUGUUCUUCAUCCAGGCCUGCAGAGGAGAGGAGAUGGACUGUGGCGUGGAGCAGAUGGACGGACCGGUGAGGACCAGUUCUCCCAGCUGUGAGCAGCGGGACGCUGGGAGGGAAGGGCAGGGAGAGUCCCAGCAGAGAGGAGCUCUGGGGAUCAAACCGAGGAUCAAACUGCCCCAAAGGUCCGACAUGAUCUGUGGCUUCGCUUCACUCAAAGGUCAGACAAUUUGCACAGCAGCGAUGAGGAACACCAAGAGAGGAUCCUGGUUUAUCCAGGAGCUCAACUCUGCUCUCCGCCUCCGCUCCAGAGACACUCACCUGGCCGACAUCCUGGUGCAGGUGAACGCUCGUAUAAAGGAGAGGGAAGGCUACGCUCCGGGAACCGCCCACCAUCGCUGCAAAGAGAUGUCGGAGUUCACCAGCUCGCUGCGCAAAGACGUCUACCUGUUCCCCAAGUACCAGCCCCAGUAUUAGAAAACAAAUAUGCACACAGACCAUUCCUCAGAUGACUGCCACACAUUCCCUGUUACCAACCACAGACACACAGAUCCAGCAGAGGGAAGCUUCAUCUACACGGGACUUAUUAGCAUACAGUGUCCUCAUGUGUGUGUGUGUGUGUGUGUGUGUGUGUGUGUGUGUCUGUGUCAAUGCCAGUUAGAGUGUUUACUCGCUAAUCCCUCCCAGGUCUCUCUUUUUAAGAUGUAUUUUCUACACACAUCUAUUUUUGUGGCUUUUAUUUUGUAUGGAAAUUGUUUUUUUAUAAGUAUUUUUAUGCCUCUUCUUUUUACCUGUACAUAAUGAUCAUUCCCUGUUGUCACUACAGUGACAGGCAGGGGGCAGCAGAGCAGAGUUUAACACAUUUCAGCACCUCCUAUGUUAUUCGUCAAAAUGAGCUUUAUUGCGACAGAAGUUACAGAUUUAUCAGGUGUUAGACGAAUCAUUCGAUUUAUAAAAGAGGGGAAACGGCUACAGGGCAGCUUUAAGUGAUUAUUUAAGUGUUCGGAUCGUUUGUUUUUCUUGGUCGGGACAUCCAGAGUUCCCCCUGCUCCUGUGGUGAUGGUGGUAGGCCGGACACGGUGCUACAUGUAGGGUUUGAGCUUUACUAACUCUAGUGUUUCUUCCUGAGUCAUAUUUUACUGUAGCCGCUACAGUAAGUUUAAAGAAGAAGUCUUCCACACCGAUAUGCCAUGUGAGGAUGAUCUGGAGGAUGAAUUUAUGACCAUGGCGGUGCUUCCUCGGUGUAUUUUGUUCGUUUGGCACAAAGAAAUUUAUCUCUCGAGACUCCGACGGUUCCCAGAAAAGCCCCGCGUGAAUUUACAGCAGUGUUGUAGAGACGGAAACAGUGUUGAUGCUGAGGGAGGUGGAGGCAGAAGAGUUUAUCCCUGCUCUCUUCUUAUACCAGGGGUGUCAAACUCAUUCUAGUUCAGGUUCCACAUUCAGCCCAGUUUUAUCUCCGGUGGGUCGGACCAAUAAAAUCACAGCAUAAUAACCUAUAAGUAAUCACAACUCCACAUUUUUCCCUUUGUUUUAGUGCAAAAAUGUAUGUGCUGAAAAUGUCACAUUUAAGGAAUUGUUUUUGUUUUUUUAAAAAAAAAAACAAUAUAAACAAGCUGAAGUUUUUUAAGAAUAAUAAGUUCAGUUUCAAUAACAUAAUGCCUUAGUUUAUCAUUUACGCAUUAAAAACUACAGAUAGCAGAGUGUCUACAAAGGAACACAACAUUUAGUCAUCUGGAACUAACUGAUACAGUAUUUUAUUUAUGAUCAAAAUGACAAAAGUCAGACAAAGAACAACCAAGAUAAGAUAUUACAAAAACAAGACACAAAACGACAACAGUGAGAAACAAGAUGACAAAAAAAUGACACAAACGACAUGAAGCUAAACAGAAAAGAGACAAAAAGACAAAAAAGUUACAAAAUGACAAAAAAAUGGACAAACAACAAAAAUGAGACAAAAAAUGACACAAAUGAUACACAAAAUAACGAGUAAAGCAAAACACAAUGUCAAAAAUAAGCCAAAAAACACAAGAGAGACAAAAAAGAAACACAAAAUGAUAAAAACAUGAGACAAGUGACAAAAGUCAGACAAUAAACAACAAAAGCAAGACAAAAUAUUACAAAAAUGAGACACAAAAUGACAAAAAAAUUGACAAACAACGCAAGUGAGACAAAAAAGACACACAAAACGACAAAAACAUGAGAGAAGCAACAAAAGUUAGACAAAAAAGACAAAAAACUAAAGUGGGAACUAUAAAGAAAGAAGAUUAAGUUGUCUUCCGGCUGGAUUGGACCCUCUGGAGGGCCGGUUUUGGCCCUCGGGCCGCGUGUUUGACACCCCUGUGUUAUGGUUUUUAGAAUUAAACUCAAUUUAAAAAGAGAAAAAUGCUGAAGCGGUAUUAAAGCAGAGUUUUUCUGCAGUAUGAGGGGUUUAGAAGGUCCAUAUCUGCUGCCAGGUUCUGUUCAGGAGGCGUGGAAGGAUUUUAUUUUCUGUCAAUGACUGCCAAAUGUUCUUCACAAUAAAUGGACCGUGAGUUUUAAACAA
Molecule: messenger RNA, 3489 nt
Organism: Amphiprion ocellaris (clown anemonefish)
Lineage: Eukaryota; Metazoa; Chordata; Actinopteri; Pomacentridae
Product: caspase-2-like
Exons: 11
Biological process (GO): proteolysis; regulation of apoptotic process
Molecular function (GO): cysteine-type endopeptidase activity
Source: RefSeq, a predicted model, not a curated record